GAAAAAGAUUAAAAGAAAAUAAGAUAUAUGGCCUCGAAGUAAAGCUGUUUUUCUUUCUCGGUCUUCGACAUCGUCGACGGCGAGAUCUAUCGUGUUUGUUAAGCCUCUUCUCGUCUCUCUCUAAAACCACCCAAAUUGGAGAACAUUCAGCAUGAAGCAGCUCAACUGUUGAGAGGGCUUAUCAAUUGAUUGAUAUUCUUCAUUGGGAAAGACUCGGUCUACCAAACGACGUCGUGUGUGCCUGCCUCCGCGCUGAAUUCUAAGAAUUGAAUCUCAAUUUGGCAUGGCAGAUUACCCCAAAGACGAUUUUACUCAGCUCAUCAAGCGUUUCGGCGCUUUUCUCACUGUCAAGAUAUCCAAUGUCUUUCAUUCCCUGGAUUCUAGAUCAAUUGGGGCUUUGGCAGGUCUUGCAUUUGCAGUAGUGUUUACCUGGAGAGUAUUGAGAUCACCCAGUCAAAGAAGACGGCCUAAGCGGCAAACUGGUGCACCUAGUAGUUCUAGUGCAAGCAGUAACACAAAUGCAAAUGUAACAACAUCUGCAAGUGACCCUUCGCCAGAGAAUUCAAGAGCACAAAAUGUUAUUGAUGAGUUUUUUCAGCCUGUAAAGCCAACACUUGGGCAAAUAGUUAGGCAAAGGUUGAGUGAAGGGAGGAAGGUAACCUGUCAGUUACUUGGCGUGAUCCUCGAGGAAACUAGCCCAGAGGAGCUUCAGAAACAAGCAACAGUAAAACCCUCUGUGCUGAAAGUGUUGCUAGAAAUCACCAAAUGUUGUGAUCUUUAUCUAAUGGAGAGAGUUCUGGAUGAUGAAAGUGAAAAAAAGGUCCUCCUGGCUUUAGAAGAUGCCGGAGUAUUUACAUCUGGUGGCUUGGUGAAGGACAAGGUUCUCUUUUGUAGCACUGAAAAUGGUCGGACAUCUUUUGUUAGGCAACUGGAACCGGAUUGGCAUAUUGACACAAAUCCAGAAAUUGUAACCCAGUUAGCGAGAUUCAUCAAGUAUCAGCUUCACAUUUCACCAACUAAGCCAGAGCGAGCUGCUUCAAACGUGUUCAGCUCAACUUCCUUGGAGCAGUUCUUUGGUUGUGUUUAAAAUACAAUCAGUAAAAGGAUUUAGAUACAUCUGUCAUUUGUUUUGUUUUGUUUUGCUUGAUGCCCUUUUUAGAGUAGCUGCUGGCCUGCAGCUGUAACAUUUUUAGGAAACAGGGAUACACUACUUGAUUCUGCCAGUUUGGUACUCAAAACUCUACGCUGGAAAUUCUUCUAUGUGCCAAUUUGGUGCUUGUUUAUAAUAGCUCUAUACUUUCCAUGAUUGCUAAA
Ipomoea triloba (trilobed morning glory) is the source of this 1314-nucleotide messenger RNA. RefSeq names its product peroxisome biogenesis protein 22-like. Lineage: Eukaryota; Viridiplantae; Streptophyta; Magnoliopsida; Solanales; Convolvulaceae. The record is from RefSeq and is a predicted model, not a curated record. The transcript is spliced from 8 exons. Gene Ontology annotation, biological process: peroxisome organization. Bases 284 to 1087 code for a protein of 267 amino acids.